GCAUAUAGGCCUUUUCAUGUGACAGAUCCGUGCAUGCAUUUGUUUACAAAGCUUGAACAACAGCUGCUAACAAGAACGUGUCAUCUUCAUAGAAGAACUGUCAAACGCCAGAACAAUCAGCUGAUUUAAGACGUCAAAUGAAAAGGCCCAUUUUAAGGGUGGUAUGCAUCCUAUGCAUCGUGUUACGCGCGCAAUCUCCGCAAUCUCAUGACGAAAGACGAUAUCAAAAUCCUUCGUGUUUCGCGGAUCUUUCCCCUUUCGUUCAGUUGUUUCCUGUUAAGAACUGUGCUGAAAUGUCCCUGAAAGCGGUUCCGGUGUGCACCAACUGUCGUCGAUCCAGUGAAGUGUCCAUUUCGUGCAGCAAGUGUUUCCAAAUCUGCUGUGCCACCUGCUUCAAUAAACGGAACGACAUAUUUAACGUUUCGGCCAUGGAUAUCAAUGAUGCGGAAUCUCGUCCCUGUCCGAAGUGCACUGACAGCGGCAACGGUGGUAGUGGUUCGCCGGCGAACUGUUCCACCGCCAUUAAGAGGGAACCGGUGCAGGAUGAAUCUCCGACAACUACUACUACGGAAACGGCCACGCGUGGGCUCUGCAAGCUUCACCGUAAGGAUUGCAAGCUGUAUUGCACCCAGUGCAACGAGGCCAUCUGCGGGCUGUGUAUCGAUGAGGGCCAACCGCACGAGCUGCACCACAUCGACAACUACUCCAUCGUCUACCGAGAGAAGGUAGAGGAAAUGAACCGUAAGUUGGACCAGGCGAACAAGCAACUCGAAUCCUUGGGUGGGUCCGGUGCCAUUUACGGAUGGAAUCUGAAAAUGUUGGAGAAAGAGGAGGCAGCAGUGCUGAAGGAAAUCGCAGCCGUGUCGGAGUCGUCCAAAUUGAAAGUAACGCGCUUGACGAGCAUCCGGAAGGAGCGGCUUCGCGCGCAACUGCAAUUUCCGGUGGAACAUGGGAAGCUUGUGACCGAGGCAAGGGCCACGGUUAAGAAUUCAACCGUGGAUGAGUUUAUGAAGAAUCUGCAGAAGAUGGAUCAGCUUUGUACGAAUCUGGCCUCGGCUCCAUCGAAGCACAGUGGUGUUUGCUUGGAGACGGCAGAUGACAUUGAGUGUGAACUGGUGCCGGCGUACAAAUUCGGAUUGUGCACAUCAGUGGGUCUGUUCCGAGCGGGCAACUCCGAAAACAAAUACACCCUGACAGCGCCUUACGACGUUGCUUGGCUCGUAACACUUCUGAAGUCGGAUAAACUUCAAAUCAUGAUCAGUCCCAGCGAUCCCGAAUUCCUGAAAUUUCCCCACAAGCUGGUGGUGAUAAUAUCACAUCCCAGCUCACAGGAAGAAAUCCGCGAAACGUUCGAUCAAAAGGACAAUGUGCAAACAUUCGACAUUGUCCAAGUGUCCCGACUUGUCCAGCAGGGCUACCAAAAGAACAACAGCGAAGAUCUGGUGGUGAAAGUUGGUAUUCGUCCUGUGAACGCUACGGUUGAGAAGCAACUGUUGGCCUACCGAUACCAACAAGAGAAAGCCAAGAAAUCAAGCGCGGAACUUAGUUUGGCUUCAGCCGAGUUGAAGUUGUCUGCCAUAACCGGAAAAACGGAUUACAACCAUCACUGCAUGUACUUCGUGCAGAAAAUGAACAAAUUCUCGAAGGGUUGGGACAAGUCUUCGUUGCACAUCGUAGACGAUUCGGGUAGACAGUGGCGUUUGAAUGUGUACCCCAACAACGAGAUUGGAGUCUAUAUCGAGCUUUGCAAAGGUGCACCCACCAAGAUAAGCUACUUUGUCGAGCUGAAACAUAAGGAGCCUACGAAGACGCUCGUCGGAUCUUGCCUGUCAGCGAACGCCAAUGUCCACGAGGACUUGGGAUGGGAGUGCUUCAUAAAAUGGAACGCGUUGAUGAAGGAUGAUGGCUUCUAUCCGGAUGGAAUUCUACGCUUCCGGUUCGGAGUACGACCGCUGCCUUUUUGAAUGGUAUAUUGAUAGAACUGUUUUUUUUUUAACGCGUUCAGCCUUUAUUUCAAAAGUGAAUUCGAAUACAACGACUUAUAUUUUAGAUUGGAAGAUUAUUGUUACCGUUAUGUAUUUUAGAAACACAUUUU
This is a messenger RNA of Aedes albopictus (Asian tiger mosquito), 2095 nucleotides long. RefSeq lists its product as uncharacterized. Gene Ontology annotation, cellular component: peroxisome; aggresome. Gene Ontology annotation, molecular function: tumor necrosis factor receptor binding; ubiquitin protein ligase activity; ubiquitin protein ligase binding. The record is from RefSeq and is a predicted model, not a curated record. The transcript is spliced from 3 exons. Gene Ontology annotation, biological process: protein autoubiquitination; negative regulation of centriole replication. NCBI's taxonomy places the organism in Eukaryota, Metazoa, Arthropoda, Insecta, Diptera, Culicidae. The coding region runs from base 138 to 1964 and encodes 608 amino acids.